Perkinsus marinus ATCC 50983 is the source of this 885-nucleotide messenger RNA. Its product is annotated as Protein SLG1 precursor, putative. Bases 1 to 885 code for a protein of 294 amino acids. The record is from RefSeq and is a predicted model, not a curated record. The transcript has a single exon. Lineage: Eukaryota; Perkinsozoa; Perkinsida; Perkinsidae.
AUGCGUUCCUUCAUCGUCUCAUUCUCGGCCUUCGUCGCUGCCCUCUCCCUCGUCAUGGCCACUGAGGACCCGUGCUCUCAGAUGUGCUCCAAUGUGAGUGGCUGUGCAGGCUCGAAAUACGGAUCUUAUUGCAAGUCCUGGGUAACUCCUUCCGUCUGCUUCGGCUUGAUCAAGAAGAGUGACGGUUCUAUUUGUUUCGAGCCCACUGAUUCCAACUGUGUUGGGGAGCCCCUGGCCUGCAGUAUCCAACCAACAAUCGCGCCUGCUACUACAACUCAGCAUACUACUACUGCUCAUAGGAGCACGACUACGACCACUACCGCUGCCGCUGCUACGACCACUACCGCUGCCGCUGCUACGACCACUACCGCUGCCGCUGCUACGACCACUACCGCUGCCGCUGCUACGACCACUACCGCCGCCGCUGCUACGACCACUACCGCCGCCGCUGCUACGACCACUACCGCUGCUGCUGCUAUGACCACUACCGCCGCUGUUGAGACUACCACAACUGCUUCAACCACUACAGAGCCUGUGACUACUACGACAGUUGAGAUGACUACUACUGGAGCCACGACUACGAUUAAAGUAACCACAACUACUCAGACGGUGGGUCUCAAUGGUAAUUACUGCGGUAACUUGUACGGUCAAGACUUCAGCGUUGACUUUGAAUCUGGACGCGCCACUCUGAGUGUUCUCGGCCAGACUGCCGGAUGCGACUAUCAAGUAGAUGGUACUGAUAUCAUCUUCUCCAACUACGACGAUGUUCUCCAGAAGUUGAUGGAUAUGUUCCACAUAAAGAAGAUCCAGGGUACGAUUGUGAGUCCGACUGAAAUUCACAUCAAGGCUGGUCUACUGAUCAAUACUACCCUUACUCAGUGCUAG